Molecule: messenger RNA, 162 nt
Organism: Encephalitozoon intestinalis ATCC 50506
Lineage: Eukaryota; Fungi; Microsporidia; Unikaryonidae
Exons: 1
Coding region: 1-162 (53 amino acids)
Source: RefSeq, a predicted model, not a curated record
AUGUUUGAGAAACUAUCUUUGGCCAUGGAAAAGGCCAAGAAUUCUAGAAAGGGGUGCCUUAAUGUCACUUCCGAGGAAAUAGAGAGCCUGGUAUGCCCAAUCAAGUUUAAUUCAGACGAAUGCAUAGAAAUAAUGUGCAGGAACUGUAAAGAGUUUGACUAG